Messenger RNA from Phaeoacremonium minimum UCRPA7, 2823 nucleotides. RefSeq names its product putative fungal specific transcription protein. The record is from RefSeq and is a predicted model, not a curated record. Bases 1 to 2823 code for a protein of 940 amino acids. Gene Ontology annotation, molecular function: DNA-binding transcription factor activity, RNA polymerase II-specific; transcription cis-regulatory region binding; zinc ion binding. The transcript has 2 exons. Gene Ontology annotation, cellular component: nucleus. Gene Ontology annotation, biological process: regulation of DNA-templated transcription. NCBI's taxonomy places the organism in Eukaryota, Fungi, Ascomycota, Sordariomycetes, Togniniales, Togniniaceae.
AUGGAUGCCUCCGCUCUCGAUCCUCGCCUGCGAGCCUCCGACGACAUCGCAUCAUCGUCGCCGACCACGUCUCCCACCGUAGCAGGGAACCACCAUCACGGCACCUCGGCUUUCCUUGCCACCGCGCAAGCUUCGACCGGAUCUCCUGUCGCUGCGACCGGUCACUUACAGCAGCAGCAGCAUCAUCCAGCGUCACACCCAACACCCUAUUCGACGACCUCUGCGGCGUUUACGCCGGAAACGCCCACCACGGCGACGCCUGGCACCGUAGCAGGCGUCACGUCGACCACCCAUAGCAACAAUCACAGCCAUGGCACUCCUCCCUCCGCCGUCUCCGGGCCCCAUGGCGAUGGCGAUGACACGCCAAUCGACCCUAAUGCGCCCCCCGGCACCGACCCGAAGAAGCCGCGUGCGUGCGAGGCCUGCCGCGGUCUGAAGGUGCGAUGCGAGCCCGACCCGACGAAUCCGGACGGGCCGUGCAAGCGCUGCGCAAAGGCCGGGCGGGAGUGCCUGAUUACCCAGCCGACCCGCAAGCGCCAGAAGAAGACGGACAGCAGGGUCGCCGAGCUCGAGAAGAAGAUCGAUGCGCUGACGGCGACGCUGAGCGCUACGCGCGGUGGUGGGGUGGCAGUUGGUGGUGGUGUUGGCGGGCCCGGCCAGCAGAGAGACGAGAUCGUCGCUCACGGCUUGUAUGGACGGCCUUCGAUGGACUGGGCCGGUGCGAACGUCGGUUCGAGGGACCACUCGGCUCCGGCGAAGCCGGCUCAGACCCAAUCGCCGUUCGGAGGGAUCGGCGACGGCAGACAGGCGGCAUAUGCACCCCCAAUGGUCCUUGCCGGCCAGAAGAGAAAACACACCGAGACGCGGGACAGUGCUUCUGAGGACGUCAGGGCCAGCCCGUCGAUGGCGACAUCUUCUCUUGGCCAGGAUACGAGGAAUCGCGAGUAUUCUGACGUCGUAGACCGCGGGGUCAUCACCAUGGAGAAGGCCGCUGAGCUGUUUGCGCGGUACAACGAGCAAAUGGUGCCUCACCUUCCGGGUGUUGUCUUCCCGGAGGGCACAUUGGUCAGUGAGAUCAGAAAGUCCAAACCACUCUUGUUCCUGGCGAUCAUGUCCGCUGCAUCGUCCGAGACUCCUAAUACGCAGCGCGUACUGGUGAAGGAACUGAUGCAAAUAUUUGCCGAGAAAAUUAUCAUGACAGGUGAGAAGAGCCUUGAGCUAGUGCAAGCUUUGCACGUCGCCGUCAUAUGGUAUUGGCCACCAGAGCACUUUGAGGAGCUCAAGUUCUAUCAGCUGGUGCAUAUAGCAGCUGUCAUGGCUAUUGAUAUAGGACUGGGGCGCAAGAAGCCAGGCAAGCACAGGAGAAAUAUUCCCUACGCAUGGCAAGAUCACCCCUUCAGGAAACACCCGCCGCCAGAUCCGACAAGCAUAGAGGCGAGGAGGUGCUGGUUGACAAGCUACUUCCUGACCGCAAAUACAUCAAUGGCACUGCACCGGCCGAAUCUAGUGACUUGGACAGCUUUCAUGACAGAAUGCAUGGAUGUUCUAGAGUCAUCACCCGAGGCUGCUCCGACGGACAAGUAUCUAUGCCAUCUUGUCUGGACGCAUAGGCUCUCCGAGGAAGUUGGCAUUCAGUUCGCCAUGGAUGAUCCCAACGUGUUCAUCAAUAUUGCGGAUGCCAGAACGCAAUACGCGUUGAGGGGUUUCGAGCGGGACUUGGAGAAAUAUCGUAACUCUGUUCCGAAGGACUUACAUCAGCCAUCCCUCGAACUAGGUUUCCAUGUGCUCAACCUGUAUAUGCAUGAGAUUGCUCUGCACGUAGAGGCUGGCAAUAACAAGCCUCAGACAUUGAUCACUGAAGCUCUUCGCGAAGGCUUCAUCAGUGACGGGCCCCUUACUCCUGCUCACAUCAAUGCCCUCUCUUGUUGUUUGACCGCAAUUGACGGCAUAUUUGAGACCUUCCUGUCUCUUGAUGUCGCAUCCAUCCGCUGUCUACCCGUCUUCAACUUGGUGCGGGUGGCUUACGCUACUGUCGUGUUGAUCAAGAUGUACUUCGCGGCCACCAGUCCAAACUCUGAGCUGGGCAAGGUCAUCAACAAGGACAACAUGAAAGUCGAGCAGCAUCUGGAGGGCCUGCUCGAGAAGUUCCGCGACACAGCUGCCGACGACAAGUCCCGACCGGCGGCGAAGUUCCUCGUCGUGCUAGUCAUGAUUCGCUCCUGGUUCCAGAAGCAGGGCUUCGGCAGCGGCGAUGCAAACAAGCUCCGCGAUGGCGGUGCCACACCCGGCUCGCAGUCCAGGGAGGCCGGGCCCAUCACGCCCGCGCCGCCGGAGUAUGCCGCCACGGCCAACACUCCACUGCAGCUACUCUCCGAGAUCGCGACGCACGACCAGGCCGCGGCGUCGAACGCUGCCAGCGCCAGCGCCAACCGGUCCGGGCGCGCGUCCAACCCGCCACUGCACUACAGCUUGACUCAAAUGCAGCCUUUCAUGUACGACUCGGCCGCCUCCGGCAGCUCCGGGGAGACGCCGAGCACGAUCGCCAACACGGGCACGACGCCCGUGCCUGGGACGGAUGCCCAGCAACAGUUCAACGGCCCCGUUGGCCCACCCAUGCCAUGGCUCAACAACAGCUUCAACUCGGACUUUGACUAUGCUAGCAUCAAUGGCCUCACGCAGGCUAUGGACCUGACGCUGGCGGGGCUGACGGACGGCGACGAUAUCGGAGGCUUUGACUACGGCAUGCGCUAUGUCAUGGGCGAUCCCAUUUUCGGGGGCCUUGUGAGUGAUAUACCCGGUGCGAACUUCAACUUCCAGCUCUGA